Molecule: messenger RNA, 816 nt
Organism: Tigriopus californicus
Lineage: Eukaryota; Metazoa; Arthropoda; Copepoda; Harpacticoida; Harpacticidae
Product: tachykinin-like peptides receptor 86C
Exons: 4
Coding region: 199-816 (205 amino acids)
Biological process (GO): G protein-coupled receptor signaling pathway
Cellular component (GO): plasma membrane
Molecular function (GO): tachykinin receptor activity
Source: RefSeq, a predicted model, not a curated record
AAUUCUUCCCCCGGCAGUUGAGAGAUACUUUGUGGUCAACGAGGACAGACCUUCCUCUCUUGUAAAACCAGUGGUUUUUUAGUAAUCUAAAUCAUUGACGGGUGCUUACAAUUUUGAUUCUGAGCAACAUCGAGCCCUAACCUUCUUGUAAGUUGGAACCGUCCACAUCAUGGAAAAGGGACCUUAGCUCAUCAGAGUAUGGCCAAUGUCAGUUUCGAUGAGGAGGAGGAUUUCCACGCUAUUCAAUUCAACGGCAGUGUCAAUAUGCUCCAAGGCCUCCACAACAACUUGAGCCUGUUUCGAAAUCUCUCUGGGGAGGACAGAGACCCAUUUUACGAGGAAGAGCCCGUUCUCGAUCCCAGUGAUAAAAUGAGUUGGCCAAAUUUGUUGUGGACCAUUAGCUUCACCGUUAUUGUGGUGGUAGGGACUUUGGGCAACGCCAUUGUUCUGUGGAUCAUUUUAGGCCAUCGCCACAUGUGGAACUCGACAAAUUAUUUCCUCGUAAACCUGAGCAUAGUGGACCUACUUAUGGCUUUGCUCAACACACUCUUCAACUUUAUCUUCAUGCGGGACAAGAACUGGCCCUUCGGAGCUACGUACUGUACAAUCAAUAACUUUGUGGCGUAUUUGACAGUGGCUGCGAGCGUGCUCACACUUAUGGCCAUCACUCUCGACAGAUAUCGGGCCAUUCUCUAUCCUUUGAAGCCAAAGCUGUCCAAAUGGUACAUCAUAUUGGCCAUAUUUUGCGUCUGGGGAGUAAGCAGCCUCGUCGCUUUGCCAGCUCUCCUGUACUCCAGAACCUUUUCCAAUGGGUGA